AUGGCCAAACCCCAGCCCUCCUGGAAUCUCGGUAUCCCAGGUCCCGAGACCCCCGCAUCACCACGUACCCUACGGACACUGCGAAAGAUCCAAUCUCACCAAGUGCUGUCAAGCUCUAGCGCACUGAUUGCCCAAACACAGGCCUCCCACCAAGGAGGUGCCCAUGACAGUGACUCAGCAGGGCUACCAGGCGCAGCAACACGAGCGCGCGCACACCGUCGGGCUCGAUCGAAUAGCGACGCAGCAGCCCGUGAAGCUGCCCCAACACCAUCCGCAACCCAGAGACGACCCGCGCGCAAAACCGGCUCAGGCAUUGGAUUGAAAAGAUCACUUCUGGAGAAUUUCUUACGCGAUGGUCCCCCCAGUGGCGAUCCCCGCGAGGGUCUCCAAGAGCUCAAGUACCUCGUGUUAUCCAGCAGAGUGGACGCCGACGGAGAUGGAAUGUCACCGUACCGAAUCUACCUUUGGCUGAUUCUCCUCGACAUCCCACCUAUGCCAACCGAUGACUACCUAGCUCUUAUCCACCGCGGCCGAUCACCCGCAUAUGCCAAAAUCCGCAACGACACCUUCCGCACCCUCGCCACAGACCCUCUCUUCAAACGGCGCGUCACAGAAGCAAGCCUAAUCCGCCUCCUCAAUGCCGUAGCAUGGAAACUGCACGAUUCCAGACCGAAACCCCGGUCUCGACCGACCUCGUCUCGCCGCCGUGAGAUGGAACUUCUAGUAAACACGCCACCCAGCAUCGCAGAGGAGUCUACGUUUGGCGGGGAGUUGGAGAAGACCAACGCGCCCACCACCGACUCGGCGAUGUACGUCCAAGGCAUGAAUGUGCUGUGUGCGCCCUUCCUGUAUGCCGCCCGCAGCGAGGUCGAAGCUUUCGCUCUGUUCCAUUACUUCGUCACGCGCGAAUGUCCAGGCUAUAUACGCGGCGCUAUGGACGGGGUGCACAAGGGUCUUCGCCUUGUUGACCGAUGCCUUGAGAUCGUGGAACCAAAACUUGCAGCAUAUCUUUUCUCCAAGGGUAUGCAUGCCGAGUUGUACGCUUUCCCGUCGGUAUUAACUCUCUGCGCUUGCACACCCCCCUUGCCGGAGGUCUUGCAUCUAUGGGAUUUCCUAUUUGCCUACGGCCCGCAUUUGAACAUCCUCUGCAUCGUCGCCCAACUAAUACGUAUGCGCGAUAUGAUCUUCGAAAGCCCAAGCCCGAAUAAAAUCCUCCGCUCAUUUCCUCCCCUUGACGCAAAAGAGAUCAUUGCGUUGACUGUUCUCCUUGUGCGGAAGAUCCCUGAGGAUCUUUAUGCCGAGAUGAUCGCCCAUGCGAAAUAG
This is a messenger RNA of Penicillium soppii, 1323 nucleotides long. Its product is annotated as TBC domain-containing protein. Gene Ontology annotation, cellular component: mitotic spindle pole body. Lineage: Eukaryota; Fungi; Ascomycota; Eurotiomycetes; Eurotiales; Aspergillaceae. The record is from RefSeq and is a predicted model, not a curated record. Bases 1 to 1323 code for a protein of 440 amino acids. Gene Ontology annotation, molecular function: GTPase activator activity. The transcript has 3 exons. Gene Ontology annotation, biological process: negative regulation of septation initiation signaling; activation of GTPase activity.